AUGCAUAUUAAGAAGAUCAUUAUUCAAGGUUUCAAGACCUACAAGAACACGACGGUGAUUGACCUUUUAUCGCCGCAGCAUAAUGUGGUGGUUGGUCGAAACGGUAGUGGUAAAUCGAACUUCUUUGCUGCUAUUCGAUUUGUUUUAUCGGAUGCCUAUACUCAUAUGACCAGAGAAGAAAGGAAAGGUCUUAUUCAUGAAGGAUCCGGUAAUGUUAUGUCUGCGUAUGUGGAGAUUGUUUUCGAUAACACUGAACGAAGAUUCCCGAUCUCUAAAGAUGAGAUAGCGGUGAGAAGAACCAUUGGGUUGAAAAAGGAUGAUUAUUCAUUGGAUGGGAAAUCGGCAACCAGGUCUGACAUAAUGAAUUUGUUAGAAAGUGCCGGUUUUUCCAGAUCAAAUCCGUAUUAUAUUGUUCCUCAGGGUAGAAUCACUGCGUUGACCAAUUCGAAGGAUGCAGAAAGAUUGAGUCUUUUGAAGGAAGUUAGUGGGGCCAAAGUCUUUGAGUCCAAGCUAAAGGAGUCUAUGAAGGAAAUGGCCAAUUCCAAUUACAAGAAACAGCGUACUGAAGAAGCUCUACAAUCUCUUGAUGCUAGAUUAUCUGACUUACAAAUCGAAUCGACCGAUUUAAAAGAAUAUCAAUCUUUGGAGAAAAAUAAAAAAUUAUUAGAAUAUAAGUUAUUUGAUCGUGAAUUGAAUACAUUAAAUACCAAAAUUGAACAAAAUGAAGAAGAAUAUACUGAUUUGUUAGAAAACUCUAAGCAAGAUAUCGAAGAUUUAAAUUCUAGAGAAGCACUAUGUCAACAGCUCAUUGAUUCGAUUGGUCAAUUGAAAACUGAUUUGAAAGUGGCAACUUUGGAGAAACUGCAAACUGAUAUCGAUUCAAAUCAACUCUAUCAACUCAUCGCAGAGAAAGAAGUCGAAGUAAAUAACUUGAGGGCUAAUUUAAGUUCAGUUGAACAACAGUCCAAGUCAAAUGAGUCUCUGGUUUCUCAUUAUAAAGAUCUUAUUGUCAAACACGAAUCUAAAAUAGCUGAUUAUAAACCCAAGCUUAGAUCAUUACAGGAACACGAAACAGAAAUCAAAUUAAAGUUAGCAGAGUUACAAACUAAACAAAGAGCGUUAUAUUCUAAACAAAGUCGUUUUUCUAAAUUCACCACUCAAAAGCAAAGAGAUGAUUGGUUGCAGAAAGAAAUUAAAUCUUUGAAACAAGAUCUAAAAACUAAACAAACUUCCAUUGAUCAAAUUCAAGAAAAAAUUACCUCCCAUAAGGAAGAAUUAUUCGAAUAUAAUAAUAGAAUAAAUGAAUUGAGUGAAGAAUUGAAUGGGAAUAAUCAUCAAAGUCAAAAAAUUGAUCAACUUCAAACUUCUGUUAAUGAAUUGCGUGCCCGAAUAGUUGAACUUACAGAUCAAAGAAAACAAUUAUGGCGUGAUGAAAUCAGAUACAAGAGUUUCCAAGACCUGAUAGAAAACGAUCUUAAUAAUGCCACUCACCAAGUCAAUCAAACUAUGGAUCGUGCCCAAGCUAAAGGUUUGGCAGCUGUGAAGAGCAUUACCGAAAAACUUAAUCUAGGAGAAUCGGUUCAUGGCCCAUUGGCUGAAUUAUUCCAUGUAAGUGAUAAAUAUAAAGCUUCAGUUGAAGUAGUUGCUGGUAACUCACUUUUCCAUGUUGUGGUUGAUAAUGAUAAAACCGCGUCUAUCAUCAUGAAUGAAUUGGUAAGAACCAAUGCUGGUAGGGUCACUUUUAUGCCUUUGAAUCGUAUAAAAGUUCCCGAACACACUGAGUAUCCAAAUCCUCAAGAAAAUGAAUGUAUUCCUUUGAUUGAUAAAAUCAAACACGAUAAACAAAAAGUUGGAAUAGCCAUGAGACAAGUCUUUGGGAAAACUAUUGUUUGUAGUAAUUUACAAAAAGGUUAUGAAUUGGCCAAACAAUUCAAACUUAAUGCCAUUACCCUAGAUGGUGAUAGAGCAGAUACAAAGGGUACUUUAUCGGGUGGAUUUAGAGAUUAUAAAAAUUCAAGAAUCGAUGCCUUAAAAGUUCAAUCUAAGAAAAAGAAAGAAUUGAUAAAAAUUCAACAGGAAUUAAAUAAAUGUUCUGAGAACAUUGAUGCAGUUAACCAAGAAUUGAAUAAUGUUAACAAUGAAUUACAAACCAAAGUUCGUGAUUUGGAUCAAAUAGUAUCUUCUCGUGAACCAAUUAAAACAGAAUUAUCUCAAUUAAGCAAUAAAAAAUUCAAUUUAGAACAAGAACUUAGUUCAUUAGAAAUUAGCCUGAAUUCCCUCAAUAUGACAAAAAAGAAUUUACAAACAAAUUUAGAUCAACAUCAAGCUGAAUUGAAAUCUUCAUUUACUCAAAGUUUGAGUGAUGAAGAACUCACACUUUUGCAACAAUUAAAUAAUCAAAUCAGUCAAACUGAAAAUGAGUUGGAUGAAGUUGUUACCGAGUUAUCCAGCAUUGAAGGUUCUAUCUCAACCAUUGAAUCCGAAUUAAAUAAUAAUUACGUGCCUCAUUUAAAUAAGUUACUUGAUUCCUCUGGCCAUUCAAAUCAUCAAUUAAGCGCUUUAGAAUUAAAAAUGUUAGAAAACGAAUUACGAGGAUUGAAAAAACAAUUUGAUAGCGUUGAAUCUAAAAAAAUAGAAUCAAAUCAAGCUUUCCAAAAUCUUCAUGAUGAACUCAAUAAACAUGAGGAUAUGUUAAAAGAUGCUAAUCAGCAACAAAUUAAUAUCAUGAAGAAACUUGAAAAAUUUUCUAAAACAAGUGAACGAAGUUUAUCUAAAAAAUCGAUACUAUAUCAACGCCGCGAUGAGGUUAGUAAGAAAAUCAGUGACUUGGGGGCAUUGCCAGAAGAAGCAUUCUUAUCAACAGAACAUAAUGACAAAAGUCCUGAUGCCAUCUCAAAUGAAUUGAACUCCAUUAAUCAAGGAUUGUCUAAGUUCUCCCACAUUAAUAAGAAAGCCAUGGAGCAAUUUAAUACCUUCACUCGUGAAAGGGAAGAUUUAAUGAAACGAAAAGAUGAGCUAGAAAAGUCUCGAGAUUCGAUCGAACAAUUGAUUCAUAAAUUAGAAAAGCAAAAAGAUGAAGCCAUCAGCAAAAGUUUCGAACAAGUAUCUAAAAGUUUCCACGAAAUCUUUGAAAAAUUAGUUCCUGCUGGUGUGGGUAAUUUAAUCAUGCAAAAGAAAAGACAAACGGCCUCCGAACCAACCGCAUCUGAUGAAGAAAUUGUCGUCAACAUUGACAAUUACGUGGGUGUUUCGAUCUCGGUAUCAUUCAAUUCCAAGCACGAUGAACAGCAAAGAAUUGAACAAUUAUCCGGAGGUCAAAAGUCUCUAUGUGCAAUUGCACUUAUCCUUGCAAUUCAAGAAUGUGAUCCUGCCCCAUUCUACUUAUUUGAUGAAAUCGAUGCCAACUUAGACACCCAGUACAGAAUUGCCGUCGCUUCAAUGAUUAGCAAAUUGUCCCAUUCCGCUCAAUUUAUUUGUACCACCUUCAGACCCGAAAUGUUGCAAGUUGCAAACAACUUUUAUGGUGUGAUGUUUGGUAAUAAAGUCAGUACUGUCUCUGAAAUCAACCGGGAAGAAGCAAUGUCUUUCGUGGAGGGCCAGCAACGUCGUUGA
Hyphopichia burtonii NRRL Y-1933 is the source of this 3612-nucleotide messenger RNA. It is a transcript of the gene SMC3, whose product is annotated as cohesin subunit. Gene Ontology annotation, molecular function: double-stranded DNA binding; ATP binding; ATP hydrolysis activity. Gene Ontology annotation, cellular component: chromosome. The record is from RefSeq and is a predicted model, not a curated record. The transcript is spliced from 2 exons. Gene Ontology annotation, biological process: mitotic sister chromatid cohesion. The coding region runs from base 1 to 3612 and encodes 1203 amino acids. Lineage: Eukaryota; Fungi; Ascomycota; Pichiomycetes; Serinales; Debaryomycetaceae.